Molecule: messenger RNA, 1167 nt
Organism: Ilex paraguariensis (yerba mate)
Lineage: Eukaryota; Viridiplantae; Streptophyta; Magnoliopsida; Aquifoliales; Aquifoliaceae
Source: the annotation of a GenBank genome assembly
AUGACUGGAGCGUCAUUGGGUCUUCGAACACCUAGUUAUGGAUCGCUGCAACAGCAAGGACAGAAUGGCGGUGGUCUGUUGCAGACUCAGAAUUCAUUUGUCUUGCGAAAGCCUCCGAAGAUUUCACUCUCUGGUUCAAGAGAGAAGGAGAGGUUUCUACCCCGCAUCUUCAGAUAUUUAGGUCGAAGGAAAGUUGGAAUGCUAUUUUUGGUUAUCUUCGCCCUCAUGGCUUUUUUGUCAGGAUUCUUUACGGUUAAUAAAGAGGAUGCAUCGAUGGUUUUUUUAGAAGAUGCAUCGGGAAGCGCUGGUGUGGACUUUGAUGAGAGGUUUCGGAACAAGACAUAUCAUGUUCCUUCCCUUUUCCCCAAAACCGAAGUUAGCCAGAAUGACAACAAUUCUUCUUUACUGAAAAGUUUGACAGUGUGUGGUGCAAAUAGUGGUCAGCCUCCUCCUCCUACUCCCCAUGUUGCUGCUAUUGCAGUCCUUACAACCCAGAAGAGUCAUACUUGUGAUACAUUUGCAUUCCCUCCUCCACCUCCUGGUGAUAGAAGACGAAUUGGACCACGACCAUGUCCAGUAUGUUAUGUUCCUGUAGAGCAGGCUAUUGCUAGUAUGCCGAGCUCCCCAUCACCAUCACCUGUGCUUGGUCAUUUAACUUAUUUUCGUGAAGAAAAUCCAAUAAAAAUUGAACCACAUGGAGGCUCCGAUUUUGGCGGGUAUCCUUCUCUAAAGCAGAGGAAUGAUUCUUUUAAUAUAAAAGAGUCCAUGACUGUGCAUUGUGGUUUUGUUAAAGGAUGUAGACCUGGUCACCAAACUGGAUUUGAUAUUGAUGCAGCCGAUCUUGUUGAGUUAGAGCAGUUUCAUGAUGUCAUUGUUGCAUCGGCCAUAUUUGGAAAUUAUGACAUAAUUCAACAACCAAAGAACAUAAGUGACACUGCAAGAAAAAAUAUUCCAUUUUAUAUGUUUGUUGAUGAAGAGACAGAAGCAUAUCUGAAGAAUUCUAGUCUCUUGGACAAUAACAAGAGGGUUGGAUUAUGGAGAAUUAUUGUCGUCCAUAGCAAUCCUUACACUGAUGCACGACGCAACGGAAAGGUCAGUUUAGUUUCUUUUGGUCUUGUAGCUUCUCCCUCUUCAUGUGUUCAUCCAGAUGGAAUUAUGUCCAAGUGA